This is a messenger RNA of Achroia grisella, 2131 nucleotides long. RefSeq names its product poly(A) RNA polymerase, mitochondrial-like. NCBI's taxonomy places the organism in Eukaryota, Metazoa, Arthropoda, Insecta, Lepidoptera, Pyralidae. The coding region runs from base 130 to 1962 and encodes 610 amino acids. Gene Ontology annotation, molecular function: poly(A) RNA polymerase activity. Gene Ontology annotation, biological process: mitochondrial mRNA polyadenylation. The transcript is spliced from 7 exons. The record is from RefSeq and is a predicted model, not a curated record.
AGAUGGUUACUUUGGAGAGCAUUAAGUAGCAAAGUGGGAACUGGCAACAUCGAACGAUGGUCUACCUGAUCUGUAGACUACAGAGUACACAUUUUCACCGAUGACCAUCUGUCAAAUUCCGUAAUAGAAAUGUCUUUAUUAUUUCAAACUAUUAAAAACACAGGAAAAUCACAGACAUUAAAAAAACUUAUACGCUCUCCGAUAUCUUCAUGUAAAUGUUUAUUAGCAAGAAAUUCUUCAGACGUUUCAAGGAAAUUUUUAUCAUUUGACGAAGUUGUACUGCAGAGGAGAGACGAGGCACGGCGAAGUUUGGUCAUACAAGUAAAUUCUGAGUCUUCUUUCAGUGAAUUAUAUGGCUACUGUUCAAAUUAUGCCACUAUCAAUGGCAUACAUCAUUACAAAAAUGCUGGCGGAGAGCAUUUUAUGCUCAUUGAAUUCAACACAGAAGACAGUCUCAAAGAGAUCUUGCAGAGCUGUAGUUCCCACCAGAAAGACAAUGAUAUUAUGGCAUUACAAUCUCCUUUUUUAUGGUUCCGAGCCAGCCCUGUCAAAAAGGAUAAGUUAGCAUCAUCAUCAAGUAGACUUAUAACAAAAAAUGGAAAUGCUGCCAUUGAUGAAGAUAUGCUUUUUGGAGAGCUUACAAAUUGUGCCACAGUCUCUGAUCAAAUACAGCUUUUGUAUGAUAGGACAAUGUUGAAUGAUUUGGGUAUUAGACUGAGAUACAUGGUGGCUAGACAACUGGAAAUAGUGUUUGAAAGUCUAUAUGCAAAUAUUGCUGUAAGACCAUUUGGUUCAUCUGUGAAUGGUUUUGGUAGAAUGGGCUGUGACUUAGAUCUUGUGCUUAGUAACAACCUGACUGAUGAAAUGAGUGAUGCCAACAAACGUUUGGUAUAUCAAGAUAAGAAGUCUGAAGGUGGCAGAGGGCCAUGGCAGAGGCAUAUGGAACUGGUGGGUGAAUUAUUGGAGUUAAGGGUCGUUGGGGCGACACGAGUACAACGGAUAUUGCAUGCACGUGUGCCUAUCGUGAAAUAUGCACAUGAAUUUACCGAUGUUGACUGCGACCUGUGCUAUAAUAACAUGUCCGGCGUAUAUAUGUCUGAACUCCUCUGGAUGUAUGGAUCCCUGGACCCUCGUGUUAGACCGCUGGCAUUCUUGGUGCGUCGCUGGGCAGCCGCGGUGGGCCUCACUAAUCAGCAUCCUGGCCGAUGGAUCACGAAUUUCCCUCUUACGCUUAUGGUCCUAUUCUUUCUUCAACAGAAAACCAGUAACGGGUUUAUACUGCCAUCACUGAAGAAUCUGGUUAACAGAGCUAGAAAACAAGAUAUGAGAAUAGCAGAAGAAAAUGUCAACUGCACCUUUCUGCGCGAUAUGAAUAUAUUACCACAAGAAUGUUACAGUCAAAAUCAAUCCAAUCUUGAAACACUGCUGUUACAAUUCUUUGAAUAUUAUGCUCAAUUUGACUUCCAAGAAAAAGCCAUAUGUAUAAAUGAAGGGCGUCCUGUACGGAAACCUAAUGCGUUACCAUUAUAUAUUGUAAAUCCUUUGGCACCUUCAUUGAAUGUUAGCAGAAAUGUUAGUUAUGAAGAAUGUGAAAGGUUAAAAUCAGAAGUAAGAAAUGCUGCGUGGCAGCUGGAAGCAGGUUUAGAAGGCGAAAGGCCAGACGAUUGGGGUGUGCUUGGACUAAUAGAGAAAAAAGCUUCCAGAGGCCUAAAAAAACUGUUAAGAGUAGGGAAUUCACAUAGACUAGUAUCAGUCAAAGACCUCUUUAAUGAUAAUGAUGAGAACAUUUCAGAAGGUGGUUUGAGAAGUAAAUUACAAAGGCUGACACAGACAACUGCAAAAGAGAUAAAACAAGUACUAGCGAAUCAGAAUGUAGAAGGGAAAAAGGACCAAAAAAUAAAGUUUAAAAAUAAUCAAGUGGCAAAUGAAGUGUAUAGGAUAAGAAGAAAUAAAAUGGUAUGAGAGUUGGAGAAUAGGUUAUUAGUUUCAAAUUAUAUCGUGUUCUGAGUUUAGGCUCCAAAUUCUUAUAAAGAAUGACAAUUCAGUAAGUUAUUAGAAUGCAGCGUAAAUGGAUGUUCCUUAGUUCACCAAAUGAUCCUGUAAAAUAGUAUGAUAUGUUACUAUGAUAAUA